UUGAUUAACCGAGUGGGUGGAACAGGUUAGCAUGUUAACGAUAAUUUCCCAUGUAAUUCGGGAUCGUUGUGAGUUUGCAAUUCGCCAUCGAACUAACAAUUAACGUGAUUUGAGAUGUUCGUUGGCUCUUCCCUUUGUUAUUAAUUCUGAUUGUUCAAAAUUUCUGCUUAAUCAUUGCUCUUAUAAGUUUCCUCCAUUCUGAUUGUUAUUCCGAUUCUCGAAACAAUUAACCCAUUCAGGGUACAUGAUAAACAUUAUCUGUUAAUGAUCGUCACUACAAUCAACACCUAAACUUGUUGAUCACUUAAAUUGUUACCGUUCAACUGUGAACAUCAAUAAAUCCAAUCGAAGCUCAAUUCUAAUCGAAAAUGUCGCCAACAAUUAUCCUGAUUUUCGUUUGUUGUUUAAUCAACUCAGGUUGGAGUGCUACGAUUUCAACUACAAUGUUCAAUUAUCGACCUUUCGACAAUUCUUUCGGUGAACUAGAAAUCGUUCAACCAAAUGUUACAAUUAACUUAAAUUGUUCUUGUAUCAUCUCAACACCAAAUCCACAAAGUUUUUCUGAAACAAUUCCUGGAUUAACUGUAAAUGGAAAAUCAGAUUAUCGGUGUAACCAGAACUCUUUCAAUGAUUGUAAACUCUCUUGUCUUUCAAAGAAAAACGAACCGCUAUUCAACAUUGAAUCUCGAUCCAUCGGUCAGAAUAUGACCAAUGGUGUUAAUCUGAACGAUUAUCUAUGUGGCCUGAGGGGAAAAGGCGAUUCAUCAACGAUGGUCUUCAUCACAACCCAAAUGGACUGUAUUGAGAAAUCAACGAACUUUGAACUGUUCAAUUCAAAAUCGCAUUCGUUUUCCAUGUCACCAUCAUCGUCAUCAGUUAAUUGUUCAAAUGAUGCAACAUCAACAUCACCAACAAUCAGUUAAUUUCCCUGGUGAAUGAAAACAAAAAGACUUUAAUAAUAAUCCUUAUGAAAGGAAAAACUUGUUUAAUUGUUGGUUAACUUUUCAAAGUUAAUUGUAACAAUUUAAAUUUCCGCAUCUUCAGAUUUGUCUUUGUUUCAUUUUAAUUAUGAUGAUAUAAUUUAAUCAACUAAUUAACUAUUGUCUCUCAUUCAAGUAAUAAUAAAACUUUUCUUCAAUCAUCAUUAAUAAA
Messenger RNA from Panonychus citri (citrus red mite), 1152 nucleotides. RefSeq lists its product as uncharacterized. The record is from RefSeq and is a predicted model, not a curated record. The transcript has 3 exons. NCBI's taxonomy places the organism in Eukaryota, Metazoa, Arthropoda, Arachnida, Trombidiformes, Tetranychidae. The coding region runs from base 369 to 923 and encodes 184 amino acids.